This is a messenger RNA of Contarinia nasturtii (swede midge), 1579 nucleotides long. Its product is annotated as putative serine protease K12H4.7. Gene Ontology annotation, biological process: proteolysis. The transcript has 8 exons. NCBI's taxonomy places the organism in Eukaryota, Metazoa, Arthropoda, Insecta, Diptera, Cecidomyiidae. The record is from RefSeq and is a predicted model, not a curated record. Gene Ontology annotation, molecular function: dipeptidyl-peptidase activity; serine-type exopeptidase activity. Bases 25 to 1464 code for a protein of 479 amino acids.
UUACAUCAUAAAAAAUUACUGACAAUGUUAGUGAAAUCAAUGUUGAGUCAAAUAGUGCUUGUUUUGAAUUUUAUUCAUUUGCAAACACAAUUUAUGGUAGCAGAAGCAUUCUCUACUAUCUUGAAAAGGCAAAUGUUAAUUUUCCACGAGCCACCGUUUGAGAAUAAUUUCAUAAGAUCUGAUCAAGUUAUUGAACACUACAUCACACAACGUUUGGACCACUUCAAUCAUCAAAAUAAUUUUACUUUCGAAAUGCGCUACUUAACAAACAAUAUUUGGUUCAAAAAGGGAGGACCAAUUUUUAUAAUGAUUGGUGGAGAGUGGAAAAUUAGUGCAGGGCAUAUUUUGCCCGGUCAACUCAUUUACGACAUGGCAAAGGAGAACAAUGGAUUAUUGCUUUAUAGUGAACAUCGAUUUUAUGGAAAAACUCAACCAACAGAUUCAACAUCAACUGAAAAUCUGAAGUAUUUAACUGUUGAACAGUCACUUGCUGAUUUAGCUAAUCUUAUAAGAGUAAUUACAUCCGAUAAAGCAAUGAAUGCAACUGGCGGCGUAAUUUUGGUAGGUGGCUCGUAUUCAGCAACAAUGGCAGUUUGGUUUAAGCAAAAAUACCCACAUUUGGUGAAAGGGGUGUGGGCUUCAAGUGCUCCACUCAAUGCAAAACUGAAUUAUUUCGAAUAUACUGAAACGGUUGGAAAAUCUAUUCGAAAAGUUGGAGGUGAAGAUUGCUAUAUUGUAAUUGAAGACAUAUUUGAAUCACUCGAGGGUCUACUUGAAAGUGAUGACUCUGAAUCAUUGACAAAUUUAUUCAAAAUUUGCAAUAAUUUUGACACAAAAAAUAUUCUGGACGUUUGGAAUUUUAUUUCUUCAGUAAAGAAUAUUUUUUCUGGAUUAGUUCAGGGAUAUAGACCUGGUUUAAUUGAACAUUAUUGCAAGUAUUUAUCCACAGAAAAUGCAAAUGCAACAAAUGACAUUGAAUCUCACGAACUUUUCCCAUUCGCACAAUUAUUCCAACGAACUUUUUUGACAGCAAAUGAAAAAUGUGUUUCAAUAAACUACGAAGAUGACAUCAAAGAAUUAAAAAAAGAUAAUACAUCAUUAGCUUAUGCAUUCAGGCCAUGGUUUUAUCAAACUUGUUCGCAAUUUGGAUGGUAUCAAACAACUGACUCGCAAAAACAUCCCUUCGGCACCAAAUCUCCCAUCGAAUUUUAUUUAAAACUGUGCCAGGAUCUAUUUAGUGAUGUAUUCAACGAUUUUACUUUUGAGGAAAACAUCAAUCAUACGAACUUAUUAUACGGUGCAUUAGAUCCAGCAGUGAGAAAUGUGUAUUUUUCACACGGUUCGCUUGAUCCUUGGCAUCCAAUGGGCGUUUUGAAUGAUCUUAACGAACAUUCGCCAAGCAUGGUUAUUCCAGGUUUAAUAUUUCACUCAGUAUUUCUCAUUGUCGAGAUUUGGGAUCCAUAAAUUAUCGCACAGACAAUUCGGCUCUGAUAAGUUCCAAAGUUCAAAUUGGAAAUUUAGUAAAAAGAUGGCUCAAAUUUUAAAAUUUGAAACUUUUAAAUUUUAAAAGUUUAAACUU